Molecule: messenger RNA, 1817 nt
Organism: Dendrobium catenatum
Lineage: Eukaryota; Viridiplantae; Streptophyta; Magnoliopsida; Asparagales; Orchidaceae
Exons: 1
Coding region: 559-1746 (395 amino acids)
Source: RefSeq, a predicted model, not a curated record
UCUUCGUCGCGUUCCUUCUUGGCUUCUUCUUCUUCUUUCUCUGUCUCUCUCUCAGGAAAGAACCGAAAGGUAUUCUUGGUUUCGUCGAAGAAGGUUUCAUUUUUUUUGACGAACAGCGCCUCCUCUUCUAUUCUCCCAAAUUUGUCUUUUUUUCACCUAAUUCGAUAUUUUUAAUCGCUUCCAAUUCCCUUUUCAUGGCCGGCAACUACUCCGUCCUCGCUCUCGCAUGAUAUGAUAUUAUGAUCCAAUUGGACUUAACUGCUUUUACCAAUUCUUAUCUUCUUGUCCUUGUUUCUUUCUCCUUCUUCUUCCUCUUCUCUUUCUCUCAAUUCUUCUACCCGCCUGAUCGACGCAGAUCCCUUCCAUUUCGCCCCGGAUCCUACGUUCAAUGAGUUAAAUUUUCAUUCUUCGGUGAUUUCAUUUCCAGUUUUUGCGCGUUUCGAAUGUUCUCAAUCCAUUUCGCUUAGAUCCCGAAUCUUUCUCGAAACAAUUCUGAUUUUGCGUCUAUCUAUUACUCAAAAAGUCUCGCCUUUCUCUGCUUUCCACUGUUUUCCUCCAAUGGGUUGUAUGAGCUCGAGAGAAGCGACACUUGAUCGCCGGCGCAGCCGGCUGUCGGAUGGGCGGAGCCUUUCCAUGCCCGUCGUCCAUGGCUCUAGGCGCAAAGGGGACAGUCUCCACGUCGUUUCCCUCACGUUCUCCACUCUCGGCUCCAUCAGACUCGAUCCAAACCAAGAUUCAUCCUAUCAGGAAAUGAUGAAGACCAAUGAUGACGAUCAGAAAUCCCACAAAUCCAUUGCCGCCUCCGCCGGCCAUGUUGAUCCACCGGAGCCAGAAUCGGAGACGAUCAACUCUUGGGAGCUCAUGGAAGGCCUCGACGAGUACGAUAGCCCUCUGCCUCUGCAGCCAUCUCUUGCCGACCGAUCCUUCUCCUUCGAUCCCAUGCGAGAAUCGCCGGAACCUCCUCCGGCGAGGUCUAAAUCAUCAGUAAACUCCACCGCUGGCUCCCCACAACCAUUCUGGAUACAGACCGAUCAAUUCGAUCCCGAAGUCAUCUCCAACUUCCAAAAAGCUAUGACAGAGCUAUCCCCUCAACACCCAACUCUCCUCCGUCGCCUCUGUACGGUGAGGUACCGCCCCGAAGAAAUCCCCAAAUUUCCCGGAAUCGUAAAAGCAAGGGUCGCCGCUUUCGAGGAGAAAAUCGACGCGAGAAGAGGCAGUUUCAAGUCCACAGCCAGCUUAAAAAUCACACUUUCGGAAAAGCCUCCGCCCGACGGAAAAGGAAAACUGGUUCUCUACUCCACAAGCCUCAGGGGAGUGAGGAAGACAUACGAAGAUUGCUGGAAUGCCAAAGUGAUUCUUGAAAGCUAUGGAGUUCGAAUAGACGAAAGAGAUGUUUCUAUGCAUGGAGGAUUCAGAGAUGAAUUGAACGAAAUUCUUGGAGCUGGAACCAAACUUCCCAAGAUUUUUUCUAACGGAAGAUUUUUGGGAGGAGCAGAGGAGGUGGUGAAAAUGCAUGAGAAUGGAGAAUUGAGAGAAGCUCUGAAAGACUGUGAGAUGGCGGCGUGUUUGAAAGGCAGCAAUGGAGUGAAUUGUGAGGGUUGUGGUGAUUACAGGUUUCUGCCAUGUAAGAUCUGUUCGGGGAGCUGUAAGGUGUUUGUGGAGGAGGAAGAAUAUGACAUUGGUGGGUUCAGAAGAUGUGUGGAUUGUAAUGAGAAUGGCUUAGUUCGAUGCCCUCUUUGUUCUUGAGCUUGGAUUCUAGCAGACUGUACAGUAAGAACUUCACGAUUUGGAGCAAAAUACAGAGUUUAUUUUAUUUU